UACUUUGCUACGGUAGUCGUUUUAAGAUCGACUAGUCACGACUAGCUAGCACGGAUGCGCGCAUCGGGACCACAGUUCGCUAGUAGUACCUACAUUUUCUUUCAUCGAUAUUGCUCUUGCAGAAAUCUCUUUUGUGUGUUUUUCUUUUCUUCCCUACCUCAUGUCAGUAUCAUUGAGAGACGAUCCAGUCUACAACAAACAUUCUACUAGUGUGUAGAAUAUAUAUGCCUUGCAUAUUCUCUUCACGUUUAAACUGUCUCAAGAUAUCAAACAGGACUCUGGAUCAUAAGAGAUUUAUCUUCAGAUAUUUUUCAGACUUCAAAAACUCUUUGAGAAUUAGUAUGGAAGUUGUUAAUCACUUAGAUGCACGGACAGACAGCGGCGAGAAACCUUUAUGUAGGGAAACAUUCAUUAAGCAAAGAUCGUUGCAUGGAAAUAUUGCUGAAUAUCGCUGUGAGAUUUGUAGGAAAACAUUCUCUUCGGAGCACGAAGUAUUUCGGCAUAGAGAAAUACACUGCCGGGAAAAACCCUUCAACUGUGGAAUUUGCGGAAAAUCUUUUGUCUACAGCAGCGACCUAACGAAGCACAAACGGAUUCACUCUGGAGAAAAACCUUAUCACUGUGAGAUGUGCGGCAAAUGUUUUGUCUCCAACAGCGAAUUGAGAAAGCAUAAAAGGAUUCACUCUGGUGAAAAACCUUUCCGCUGUGAAACGUGCGGAAAAUCUUUCGUCUAUAAUAGUGACUUGACGAAGCACAAGCGGAUUCACACGGGGGAAAAACCUUAUCGUUGCGAAAUAUGUGAUAAAGCAUUUUCUAUUAAUUCUAGUCUUGUUAUCCACGUCCGUACGCACACCGGAGAAAAACCGUUCCCUUGUAAGAUAUGUGAGAAGUCUUUCGUCUCCCAUGGCGACUUAACAAAACACAACAAAAUUCACACUGGCGAGAAAACAUUUCGCUGCAAAAUCUGCGACAAAGCUUUCGUCUAUAACAGUGAUUUGAAAAAGCACGGGAGAAUUCACUCCGGGGAAAAACCUUAUCGCUGCGAAAUCUGCGGUAAGGCCUUCUCUGAUAAUUCUAGCUUUGUUGUCCACGGGCGUACUCAUACCGGAGAAAAACCGUUUCGUUGCGAGAUAUGCGGUAAAGCGUACGUUAAUAAUUCACAUCUUCUGGUUCACAAACGAAUCCACACCGGUGAAAAGCCGUACCGUUGCGAAAUCUGUGGCAAGUCCUUCUCGAAUAAUUCUAAUUUUGCAGUUCACAGAAGAAUCCAUACGGGAGAAAAGCCUUAUGAUUGUAAGACGUGCGGGAAAGCUUUUGUGACUAACAGUCUCUUAAAGACACAUGGAGUAAUACAUGUGGGAGAAAAACCCUUCGACUGUAAAACGUGUGGGAAACAAUUUGUUUCUAAUCGGGAUUUGAACAGACACAAACGGACCCAUACUGGGGAGAAACCAUUCCAUUGUGAAAUCUGUGGCAAAUCGUUCUCUCUCAAUUCAAGUCUUACCAUCCACAAGCGUAGCCAUACUGGAGAAAGACCGUAUCGUUGUGACAUAUGUGAGAGAUCUUUUAUCACGAAUAGUGUCUUAAAAAGGCACAAGCGAAUCCAUACUGGAGGAAAACCUUGUGAGACAUAAGAAAUUCUCUUAGAAAUCUAUAACUAACUAAUGCCCACCAUCAAGUACAUAGUGAACAUUUAUCAUAGUCAAAUGUGUUGGAAUUAGUUCUCAUUAAAUUCUCAUCUUGUAGUCAACAAAUGUACUGUUAUUGGAGAGAAACCCUUUCUCUAAACAACUUGUAGUUGUAGAAUAACUACACACAGGGCAGGCAAAAAA
This is a messenger RNA of Octopus sinensis (East Asian common octopus), 1832 nucleotides long. Its product is annotated as zinc finger protein 665-like. The record is from RefSeq and is a predicted model, not a curated record. The transcript has 3 exons. The coding region runs from base 225 to 1634 and encodes 469 amino acids. Lineage: Eukaryota; Metazoa; Mollusca; Cephalopoda; Octopoda; Octopodidae.